ACUUACGGGAUCACCAGGGGCGGCCGCGUCUUCUUCAUCAACGAGGAGGCGAAGAGCACCACCUGGCUGCACCCCGUCACCGGCGAGGCCGUGGUCACCGGGCACCGGCGGCAGAGCACAGAUUUGCCUACUGGCUGGGAAGAAGCAUAUACUUUUGAAGGUGCAAGAUACUAUAUAAACCAUAAUGAAAGGAAAGUGACCUGUAAACAUCCUGUCACAGGACAGCCAUCACAGGACAAUUGUAUUUUUGUAGUGAAUGAACAGACCGUUGCAACCAUGACGUCUGAAGAAAAGAAGGAACGACCUAUAAGUAUGAUAAAUGAAGCCUCUAACUACAACAUUUCUUCAGAUUAUUCAGUGCAUCCAAUGAGCCCUGUAGGCAGAACUUCACGGGCUUCCAAAAAAGUUCACAAUUUUGGAAAGAGAUCAAAUUCAAUUAAAAGGAAUCCUAACGCACCUGUGGUCAGACGAGGUUGGCUUUAUAAACAGGACAGUACUGGCAUGAAGCUGUGGAAGAAACGCUGGUUCGUGCUUUCUGACCUUUGCCUCUUUUAUUACAGAGAUGAGAAAGAAGAGGGUAUCCUGGGAAGCAUACUGUUACCUAGUUUUCAGAUAGCUAUGCUUACCUCUGAGGAUCACAUUAAUCGCAAAUAUGCUUUUAAGGCAGCCCAUCCAAACAUGCGGACCUAUUAUUUCUGCACUGAUACAGGAAAGGAAAUGGAGUUAUGGAUGAAAGCCAUGUUAGAUGCUGCCCUGGUCCAGACAGAACCUGUGAAAAGAGUGGACAAGAUUACAUCUGAAAAUGCACCAACUAAAGAAAUCAAUAACUUUCCCAACCAUAGAGUGCUAAUUAAACCAGAGGGCCAAAAUAACCAGAAAAACAAGGAAAUAAGCAAAACUGAAGAAAAAAAGGCAUUAGAAGCUGAAAAAUACGGAUUUCAGAAGGAUGGUCAAGAUAGACCUUUAACAAAAAUUAACAGCGUAAAGUUGAAUUCUCUGCCAUCUGAAUAUGAGAGCAGGUCAACAUGCCCAGUUCAGGCUGGACACUACAGGCCAGUCAAUGUGAAUAGUUCAGAGAGCAAAACAGUCAAUGUUAGCCUGGCAGAUCUUAGAGGUGGAAACCACCCAAAUGCAGGGCCCUUACACACAGAGGUUGAUCGAGUCAUACAGAGAACGAAUUCAAUGCAACAGUUGGAACAGUGGAUUAAAAUCCAGAAGGGGAGGGGUCACGAAGAAGAAGCCAGGGGAAUAAUUUCUUACCAAACACUACCAAGAAAUAUGCCAAGCCACAGAGCCCAGAUCGUGGCCCGCUACCCUGAAGGUUAUAGAACUCUCCCAAGAAACAGCAAGACCAGGCCUGAAAGUAUCUGCAGCGUGACCCCCUCCACUCAUGACAAAAUAGCAGGACCUGGAGUGGAAGAGAAGCGGAGAUCAAUGAGAGAUGACACGAUGUGGCAGCUUUACGAAUGGCAGCAGCGUCAGUUUUAUAAUAAGCAGAGCACCCUCCCUCGUCAUGGCACUUUGACCAGUCCUAAAACCAUGGUUAAUAUUUCUGACCAGACCAUGCACUCUAUUCCCACAUCACCUUCCCAUGGGUCAAUUGCUGCUUAUCAGGGAUACUCCCCUCAGCGAACCUACAGAUCAGAAGUGUCUUCACCCAUUCAGAGAGGAGAUGUGACGAUAGACCGCAGGCACAGGGCCCAUCACCCUAAGCAUGUCUAUGUGCCUGACAGGAGGUCAAUGCCAGCUGGCCUGACUUCACAGUCUGUUAGUCCCCAGAGCCUCCAAGGCAAAACGCCAGAGGAGCUUACGCUGCUGCUAAUAAAGCUGAGACGGCAGCAAGCUGAACUGAGUAGUAUCCGGGAGCACACGUUAGCACAGCUCAUGCAGCUCAAACUUGAGGCCCACAGCCCAAAGAAUGAAAUUCUUUCACAUCAUCUUCAAAGGAACACCAUAUAUUUGGAUCAUCAGCUGUCACAAGAUGAAUGUAGAGGCACAUUAUACAAAUACAGACCUGAAGAAGUCGAUAUUGAUGCCAAGUUAAGCCGAUUAUGUGAACAGGAUAAAGUGGUACAUGCUCUGGAAGAGAAACUUCAGCAACUCCACAAGGAGAAAUACACGCUUGAGCAAGCUUUGCUAUCAGCCAGCCAAGAGAUAGAAAUGAACGCAGAUAACCCAGCAGCCAUUCAGACCGUGGUGUUACAGAGGGACGAUUUACAAAAUGGACUGCUCAGUACGUGUCGGGAACUCUCCCGAGCCACUGCUGAACUGGAGCGAGCGUGGAGAGAAUAUGACAAGCUAGAAUACGAUGUCACUAUUACCAGGAACCAGAUGCAAGAGCAGCUGGAUCGCCUGGGUGAAGUUCAGACUGAAUCAGCAGGAAUUCAGCGUGCACAGAUUCAGAAAGAACUUUGGAGAAUUCAAGAUGUCACAGAAGGACUGAGUAAACACAAGCAGCAGAGAGGCACCACAGAAACAGGUAUGGCAGGACCAAAGCCUUUCUCGACAGUCAAGUACAAAAAUGAGGAAGAGGAAGUAGUCCCACCUCGUCCUCCACUUCCUCGGUCCUAUGACUUUACAGAGCAGCUUCCCAUAAUCCCCUCUCUGCCCAGUGACAGCAGCUCCUUGCUCUGUUAUAGCAGGGGCCCAGUCCAUCUGCCUGAAGAAAAGAAGAUUCAUCAAGUUCAAGGAUAUCCAAGAAAUGGAUCUCACUGUGGUCCAGAUUAUAGACUCUACAAGAGUGAGCCAGAGCUAACAACUGUGGCAGAAGUUGAUGAGUCUAAUGGGGAAGAAAAAUCAGAACCUGUUUCAGAAAUGGAAACUUCAGUUAAAGGUCCCCACUUUCCUGUUGGAGUAGUCCCUCCAAGGACAAAAUCACCAACGCCCGAAUCUUCGACAAUAGCCUCAUAUGUAACUUUAAGGAAAACUAAGAAGAUGAUGGAUACAAGAACGGAAAGACCAAGAAGUGCAGUGGAACAGCUCUGUUUGGCCGAAACUAGUCGACCUCGGAUGACUGUGGAAGAGCAGAUGGAAAGAAUCAGGAGACACCAGCAAGCAUGCUUAAGGGAAAAGAAAAAGGGACUAAACAUCAUUGGUGCUUUAGACCCGUCACCCUUACAGAGUCCUUCAAGUGCGAGGGACCAUCCAUUCAGGGUUGCCCAGACUCGAAGGAGGGAUGAUAACAUUAAGGAAGUGGACACUGUUAUUAAAGAAAAUAAUGUGAAGCCAGAUGAUGAAGCUCCUGCAGCAGAAAUUGUUCGACUAAAAGAAACUGAGCCUCCAAAUGCGGAUUUCAGCAAAGAGUCUCAAAAAACUGAAAACGCUUUUUAUGAAACACUUUUCAAACCUGAACCAAAUGGAGUAAAUUCUGAAGAAGUGGUGGAUAAAGAAAGAAACAAAGAAAAAAUGCCUGAGGAUGUUUCAUACAGCCCUCAGGAUGAGACACAGAUCACAAAUCAUAAAGCGGAAGGCCACCCUGAAGAAGAUACAAAAGACGAUAUUCCUGAGCAGGAAGAAACUGCUAUUUCUUAUGACGGGUCUCCUGAGGCUUCUAGAGGAAAUCAAGCGAUGGCAGUGAAAAGUCUGUCCCCGUCUCCUGAGUCCUCGGCAUCACCAGUGCCAUCCACUCAGCCGCAGCUCACAGAAGGAUCCCAUUUCAUGUGUGUGUAGUCUCAGAAAAACUACACUGACUUCUGUUGAAACCAUUCAGAGCUGAGGACAUGGACCUUCGGCAAUGUGAGAAGAUAUUGUACAGUAUAUUUUUAAUCUAUGAAAUUCAUAGUUCUGAUGCUUUUGGCCACAGAGCAUCGUUUUAUCACUUCUGGAAAAUGUUUAUUCCAAAACAGCUUUAACGGCCCAUAUGUGCACUCCAUAAUCUCAAGGUUAUUAUUCUGACGCCAGCUUGCUGCUAUGAUUUCAGAGCACAUAAGUAAAGGUGCUUUUAAUGUGCGGUCUACAGCCAGUGCUUACUCAGUUACUGAUUUCCGGAUUUUGAUGUUUCUGAAGUCGAGGUGGAUUUAUAUUUCUUUUUGCUUUUCAGUACACAAUUUAGUUAUUAUUUCCAACAAAGCUUGUUUCCUUUUUUUUUUUCCUUCCCAUUUUGGCUCCUGCAAUGCUUUGUUUCACACUUGAUUUGUAAAAAUUUUAUAUAUAUAUUUAAAAUGUGCCAUUUUAUUAUUGCUAAGUGAAGUAUGUCCCGUUUUCUGCUAUAAUUAUUUCUCAGUCAGAUUGCAAUGUCAGCAGUUACUGCCAUACUCUUGUUGGCUUAAACACAAAUGUUACGCUUACUGUUUCUUAAAAAACAAUUUAAAAUGUAGGUAUUUUGAAGCACUGGGCUUCUCCUUCAUUGGAAUAGAUGUGUACAGCAAUAAGCAAGUUUUCAAAUCCAGUACUUAGUUUAUGUACAAAUGUAAUUAUGUUCAUUGUGUAUUAUUAUACAAUGAGCACAUGUAAUGUAAGUAUUAAAGGCUACUUACUACUGUUUAAAUGCAAAUGUUCAUAUCUCAUUUCUUUUUUAUCAUGUUAAAUAAAUGUUGAUGUUCUUAAAUCA
Equus quagga is the source of this 4549-nucleotide messenger RNA. It is a transcript of the gene PLEKHA5, whose product is annotated as pleckstrin homology domain containing A5. The coding region runs from base 277 to 3669 and encodes 1130 amino acids. Lineage: Eukaryota; Metazoa; Chordata; Mammalia; Perissodactyla; Equidae. Gene Ontology annotation, molecular function: phosphatidylinositol-3,5-bisphosphate binding; phosphatidylinositol-5-phosphate binding; phosphatidylinositol-3-phosphate binding. The record is from RefSeq and is a predicted model, not a curated record. The transcript has 29 exons. Gene Ontology annotation, cellular component: cytosol.